ACAAAGGACGAUUUCACAGUUUACGAGACAGCUUUAGCCCAAAGUCGGGCUUGUCCAAUAAUAGAAGAGCCAAUGUACAUUUCUACCAUGCACGUCUUACUUUAUGUUCAAGUUAUCCUGUUUAUUUUAUAAGUCCUGCUUCAUGACAGGGGAUCCUCAGGGGCGUCGACAACAACAACAACAACAACAACAGCGCUACUUCCGGUUCGCUGUUUCGCUAGACGCUAACGGAGAGCAUCCUUUCUAAAAGAGCACAAAGCUGGCGUUUUAGAUCUAGAUGACACAUUUUGAUGAGUUCGGAAGAGAGGAUAGUACUAGACCCUGUUUACGACCCAUCACGGUACCAAUUAAAGGCUGUUCUGACUCGCGUUUAAGGAUUCAGCGUUGAAGGCAGCCGGCUGUCUGCGUGGGAGGGAGUAUGAGUGAGGUGGAGGUGUUUCAUGAGAAGCAGAGGUUGGAGCUGUGUGCCAUCCACGCCCUAAACAACGUCCUCCAGGAGAGAGUGUUCACUAAAGAAACAGCGGAUGAAAUCUGCAAGCGCCUUGCCCCGCAGUGUGUGGUGAACCCGCACCGCUCCGUUUUGGGGACGGGGAACUACGACGUGAACGUGAUCAUGGCAGCGCUCCAGAGCCGCGGACUGGCCGCAGUUUGGUGGGACAAACGAAGGUCAGUGCAGAGUUUGUGUCUGGACAAAGUGCAGGGAUUCAUUUUAAACGUGCCGUCGCGAGUUUCUCUGGGAAUCGUGUCCCUCCCGCUGAGACGCAGGCACUGGCUGGCCGUGCGGCAGGUUAACGGACACUACUACAACCUGGACUCUAAACUAAAGGGUCCCGUCUGCAUCGGAGGAGAAACAGAACUCAGGUCGUUCCUCAGUGAGCAGCUGUCUCAGGACGUGGCGGAGAUGCUCCUUGUAGUCCAGAGAGAAGUGGAGGAUGAUGGGACGUGGCUGGUUGCGGAGGACUCCAGGAAGUGAUGUAUCUCAGGACAGGAAGUUGUCUGUGCAUUCAGGCUGCAUGUGCGCAGGGAGGCCAUGUGGGGACACAGAGGGGCUUCAGGCUGUUUGUGAUAAGCCCCCCCCCACCCCCACCCCCCCCCCCCCCCCCCACGCAGACCAUCACUACCAAAGAACGAAGGAUUAAUGGAGAGAGAGAAAGAGAGGGGUCGAGAGAGGUGCGCUGUGGUGAAUAAAGGGCCGUCUCUCUCUCCGCCUGCAGGACCUCCGUCUCCGAUUCUGUUUAUUAGAGUGGACUCAGGACCCGCGACACUACCACUGUUACAGCAACGCUCUCUCUCUCUCUCUCUCUCUCUGUCUCUCUCUCUCUCUCUCUCUCUCUCUCUCUCUCUCUCUCUCUCUCUCUC
Molecule: messenger RNA, 1359 nt
Organism: Pygocentrus nattereri (red-bellied piranha)
Lineage: Eukaryota; Metazoa; Chordata; Actinopteri; Characiformes; Serrasalmidae
Gene: josd2
Product: Josephin domain containing 2
Exons: 5
Coding region: 419-973 (184 amino acids)
Biological process (GO): protein deubiquitination
Molecular function (GO): cysteine-type deubiquitinase activity
Source: RefSeq, a predicted model, not a curated record